Molecule: messenger RNA, 931 nt
Organism: Sodiomyces alkalinus F11
Lineage: Eukaryota; Fungi; Ascomycota; Sordariomycetes; Glomerellales; Plectosphaerellaceae
Exons: 3
Coding region: 155-838 (227 amino acids)
Source: RefSeq, a predicted model, not a curated record
CCUCGCCUCUUCGACUUUUACUAGUCAAAUGCCAGACUGAUAUGUUCUACUCUACUGCCUACCCUGUCUGAGCUCCCUUUUUCCCUUUUUUUCUUCUUUUGUUAGUCUUCUCUGCCCGCCAAAACUCAGGCAACGCUGUCCGUCAUCAGGAUAGAUGCCGGGCAGUUCGCGCGUCGAUGCCCCGUACGGGCCAUACCAUCAGCCUCACAACACACACCCUUCCCAGCUACAACAGAGUCAGAACACCACCACUCCAUUGGCGCCAGCAGGGAGUCCAAAGGGAAAGAAGGCCAAAGAAACAAAUCCCGUUCUAAUUCUCUACGACCGAGCUUUCAACAUGGGUGCUGGUCGCUGGCUGUCGGGUGCCUUCGUUCUGGGGUUCUCGGCGGGCAUUAUAUCGAAGAAGCCGACAGGUAUGCUGUUGGCCGUAUCAACCUACAACCUAGCAUGCGCAUCGCUUCAUGUCUUCCUGGUGGGACCGACGAUAAAGCCCAUAUCGCCAAGCAACAUGAAGCCGCCGGCUUGGUACUUUGUCGUCCUCUCCGCGUCGUCGAUCAUGUGGCUCAUCGCCUUCCCGCUUAUGUUCGUGGUUCGCAGCGACGCGGAACAGUAUGUGGUGCUGGACCUUCGAAAGCGCGCCGCCAUUGGACACAUCGCCGGCCUGGGCCUGGACACCAUCCAGGCGUUGGAGAAUAUCACAAUGGCCUGCGCCUGCUUCGGUGUUUCUGCUUUUAUAUUAUGUCUGGCACAAUGGUAUUAUGUGUUCAAGAUCGUCAGGGGUUCCUUCAAAACAGAAGAAAUGAGGGAAGCUUUUGAAAAAGUGAUGAAAAAAAGAUGAGAAACAACCAACAGGGAGUUCUGGGGGAGAGGAGCGAGAGGCCGGAUGGAUAGUAGAAGAAUCAUUUGAUGCCAUCCUCGUAUCCCUUUCUGG